AUGACCAAACUUGAUGAAUCCCCCUACACGAUACUGGGUAUUCCAAAGGACUCCGAGCCAGAAGCCAUCAAAAAGGCUUACCGAAAGCUGGCCUUGAAAUGGCAUCCCGACAAGCAUCAAGAGGCCGCUGACAAGGAGGUGGCUGAGAAGAAGUUCAAAAAGAUUGCGCAGGCUUAUGAAAUCUUGUCAGAUGGUAAGAAGAAGUCCGCACUAGACCGUGAAGCCGGCCGAACACGCCGGCCAUUCCGAGAAGAAGUUUUCCGUGAAUUUUCGACUGUUAUUCGCUUCUCCUCAGCCACAGAACCGGGUAAAGCCGUCUCGACCACAAAAACGACCACCACUACAAAGGUGAUCGACGGUAAGAAAAUCGUCACAAAACGAACAGAAGACAACGGCAAAGAGAUGGUGGAGACGUACGAAGAUGGAAAGCUGAAAUCGCAGGUGGUUCACGCUACAGCUGUCGCAGCUAAU
Mesorhabditis spiculigera is the source of this 471-nucleotide messenger RNA. Lineage: Eukaryota; Metazoa; Nematoda; Chromadorea; Rhabditida; Rhabditidae. The record is from the annotation of a GenBank genome assembly.